This is a messenger RNA of Fonticula alba, 1412 nucleotides long. RefSeq names its product developmentally-regulated GTP-binding protein 1. The coding region runs from base 76 to 1188 and encodes 370 amino acids. The record is from RefSeq and is a predicted model, not a curated record. Gene Ontology annotation, molecular function: GTP binding; GTPase activity. Gene Ontology annotation, cellular component: cytoplasm. Gene Ontology annotation, biological process: cytoplasmic translation. NCBI's taxonomy places the organism in Eukaryota, Rotosphaerida, Fonticulaceae. The transcript has 6 exons.
CUCCUCCACAACCGACUCUGUCCCCGAUUCCUUUUUUUCUUUCUUUAGGACCCGCGCCCCAGUCGAUCUACCACCAUGAGCGUCGCAACUCGUAUCGCUGAGAUCGAGGCCGAGAUGGCCCGCACUCAGAAGAACAAGGCCACCGCCCUGCAUAUCGGUAUGCUUAAGGCCCGCCUGGCCAAGCUCCGCCGUGAGCUGCUCGAGCCGUCCGGCGGCAGCGGCGGCGGCGGCCGUGGUGAGGGCUUCGACGUUGCCAAGACCGGUGUCGCGCGUAUCGGCUUCAUCGGCUUCCCUUCGGUCGGCAAGUCCACCCUCAUGUCCAAGCUGACCGGCACCGAGUCGGCCGUGGCUGCCUACGAAUUCACCACCCUGACCACGGUCCCCGGUGUGCUGUACCUUCGUGGUGCCAAGUUCCAGAUUCUGGAUCUGCCCGGUAUCAUCGAGGGUGCCAAGGAUGGCAAGGGUCGUGGUCGGCAGGUGAUCGCCGUCGCGCGGACUUGCUCCCUGAUCUUCAUGGUCCUGGAUGUGAUGAAGCCCCUGGGCCACAAGCGGAUUCUCGAGGGCGAGCUCGAGGGCUACGGCAUCCGGCUGAACCGGGCCCCGCCGCAGAUUACCUUCCGGCGGAAGGAGCGCGGUGGUAUUGCCAUCUCCUCGACCGUGACCAUGACGCACCUGGACAAUGACGAGGUUAAGGCCAUUUGCAGCGAGUACCGCAUCCACAACGCCGAUAUCGCCUUCCGGGAGGACUGCACCGCCGACGAGCUGAUCGAUGUCAUUGAGGGUGACCGCCUGUACAUUCCCUGCAUCUAUGUCCUGAACAAGAUCGAUCAGAUUUCCAUCGAGGAGCUGGAGAUCCUCACCACCAAGACCGAUCAUGUUGUGCCCAUUUCCGCGCACCACGAGUGGAACUUCGACGAGCUCCUGGACAAGGCCUGGGACUACCUGAACCUCAAGCGAAUUUACACCAAGCCCCGCGGUCAGCUGCCCGACUACUCGGCCCCGGUGGUCAUCAAGGCCAGCAAGUCCACUGUUGAGGACUUCUGUAACGCCAUUCACAAGGGCCUCGCCCGCGACUUUAAGUAUGCCUGGGUCUGGGGCUCCUCAGCGAAGCACAACCCCCAGAAGGUUGGUAUUGACCAUGUUCUGCACGAUGAGGAUGUCGUUCAGAUUGUCAAGAAGAGCGGCUAAAUGUCUUCCCUCUCCCGCCGCCGCACUGUCUCGCGCCGGUACCUGGUGUGCAGAGCAGAGCCAGAGGCGUGGUGGGGCAUCCGCGGCUGGCCGCGUCCACGGACGCCGCAGCCGAAGGCGCAGCCCGACCAAUACCAUUCCUUCGUCCCCCUCCCCCGCUGCACGGCUUCCCCUCUUGUCCCCCUCCGGUCCGGUCCCGCACUGAAUACAGACCCUUCACACGC